Molecule: messenger RNA, 1152 nt
Organism: Talaromyces proteolyticus
Lineage: Eukaryota; Fungi; Ascomycota; Eurotiomycetes; Eurotiales; Trichocomaceae
Product: putative SWIRM domain protein Fun19
Exons: 1
Coding region: 1-1152 (383 amino acids)
Molecular function (GO): protein binding
Source: RefSeq, a predicted model, not a curated record
AUGACAACGCUGCCGUCGCUGCCUGAUCACCAAUUCCGUUUGAAGAUGAAUCGCUUACCGUCAGUAUCCAGCCUCAUGUCUCCGCCAGAGACCAAGCCGCUCGAUAACUUCCCUUCCGUCUACUCUCAUUACAGUGCGUCUCAGGAAGUCAAACUGCCGCCCAUAUCAGACGACAGAAAACGCACUCAGUCGGAGCUGGUUGAUUUGCCAUCGCCACCUGUCACCCCAUAUGCAGGCAAUAAGAAGAGAAAAACGAACCACGAACAGCCCGACACAGACAACAAUGCCGGCCUUUCUCGAGAUCCCGUGCUCUAUCCUCGAAGCGAAUCCUUUACCGAUGCUGCCAAUGAUGAGCCUCUCUUCGGACCUGUUCCGUCUGUCACCGUACUCCUCGACCAGCACAUUGCCACUCAUAUGGCUCGCUUUGAAAAUAAGGUUAAUAAGCCUACUCGUGAGGAGUAUCAUCUUGCCCUAUCGUGUGUCCCAAUAGUAUCAACGCAAUACAACCGGAACCCGUUCGCUUGGGCGAGAAAGGAGCGGGAGACGCUGGAACGGCAGAUGGCGAUGAUGGAUCACGGUCGCGUAGAAUUCCACUCAGCAAAUUUGAAGCGACUUGCACCUGCACCUUCUAAGAGGACUGUCACCGGCCAGGCUCGUGUCGCACGAACACCUCGGCCAAAACGAACUCCCAAGUCCACACCGACACAGCGAGUUUUGGAUGAUUUUAACUCUGGCUUGUCUUCAUCAUUGAAGCCUUCGAAACCUUUGGGGACUAAUAGAGAUGAUAUCGACUAUAAAUCGUUGAAGGAUUACUCCCCACCUAUGCAUACUCUUGGCGGAAACACCAAGGGCCUCAAAGCAGACUGGAAAGGACAGAUGCUUGAUCUUAGUAACGAUCCAGAUCGUCAUUGCCUUGAUCCCGCGGAAAUAAAUCUUGCUGCUACUUUGCGAUUGUCAUGCGCAACAUAUCUUUGCAGCAAGAGGCGUAUCUUCGAGGCUCGUGUUAAGGCUUUGAAUAUCGGAAAGGAAUUCAGAAAGACUGAUGCCCAGCAAGCUUGCAAAAUUGACGUUAACAAAGCAAGCAAGCUGUGGACGGCGUACGACCGGGUCGGUUGGUUUAAACCCGAUCAUUUCACCCAAUUUUUGAAGUAA